This is a messenger RNA of Ceratitis capitata (Mediterranean fruit fly), 1042 nucleotides long. It is a transcript of the gene rdgBbeta, whose product is annotated as cytoplasmic phosphatidylinositol transfer protein 1. Gene Ontology annotation, biological process: phospholipid transport. The transcript is spliced from 7 exons. NCBI's taxonomy places the organism in Eukaryota, Metazoa, Arthropoda, Insecta, Diptera, Tephritidae. Bases 200 to 976 code for a protein of 258 amino acids. The record is from RefSeq and is a predicted model, not a curated record. Gene Ontology annotation, cellular component: cytoplasm. Gene Ontology annotation, molecular function: phosphatidylinositol binding; phosphatidylinositol transfer activity.
CCUAACAGCUGAUACUAGCCGAUUGUUAUAACAAAACCAAUGUGAAUUUGUAGACGGACGGAUGCGGAUGUUGAUUAUUGUACGAGCUACUGUGCGCUUAGAAUACGUUGUUGUAAGGAAAUAUAAAGCUGUUUCGUAACUGAAAACGCAAACAAGUGUUGAUAACAAACAUCUGCUGUGCUAGAAGACGAUUGACAAAAUGGUUUUAUGCAAGGAAUAUCGGAUUUGUAUGCCGCUAACAGUGGAAGAGUACCGGAUUGGUCAGUUGUAUAUGAUUGCAAGGCACAGCUUGGAACAAUCUGGCGAAGGUGAAGGCGUUGAAGUUGUAGAGAGUUAUGAAUGUGAUGACCCCGUGCAUGGUAAGGGACAAUAUACAGAGAAACGCAUACAUUUGUCAAGUCGCUUACCAUAUUGGAUACAAGCCGUGUGCCCGCGUGUAUUUUAUGUAACAGAAAAGUCCUGGAAUUACUAUCCUUUCACAAUUACAGAAUAUACCUGUUCCUUCGUGCCCAAAUUGAAUAUAUCAAUCAAAACUAAGUAUGAAAAUAACAAUGGCUCCUCGGAAAAUUGCCUUGACCUCACCGAAGAGGAAUUACAAACCCGCCUACUCGAGGACGUUGAUAUUGCGUUCGAUGAAUUAUCCAAUCAGAAUCACUAUAAAAAAGAAGAAGAUCCGAAAUUCUUCAAAUCCGAGAAAACAGGUCGCGGUCCACUCAUUGAAGGCUGGCGCAGCACUGAUGAGCCCAUUAUGUGUUCCUAUAAAGUGGUGAAUGCUUCCUUUGAAGUUUGGGGCUUACAAACAAAAGUCGAGGAUUUCAUACAGCGUAGCAUACGUGACGUCCUACUGCUAGGACAUAGACAAGCAUUCACGUGGAUUGACGAAUGGUAUGGCAUGACGUUGGAAGAUGUGCGCGCAUUCGAAAGACAAAAGCAAGCUGAGACAAAUGAAAAGUUAAAAGGCGCCGGCGAUCAUUGAGCAGCUUUCAUAGAUAUAUAAAGCAAAAUUGGUUUAGUUAACUAGGCAAAUGCUAAGAAAAAAAAA